This is a messenger RNA of Asterias rubens (European starfish), 1158 nucleotides long. Its product is annotated as protein mago nashi homolog. The transcript is spliced from 4 exons. Gene Ontology annotation, biological process: RNA splicing. The record is from RefSeq and is a predicted model, not a curated record. Gene Ontology annotation, cellular component: catalytic step 2 spliceosome; nucleus; exon-exon junction complex. Lineage: Eukaryota; Metazoa; Echinodermata; Asteroidea; Forcipulatida; Asteriidae. Bases 15 to 458 code for a protein of 147 amino acids.
UCGAUGAAAUAAUAAUGGCGGACGAAGAGUUCUACUUGCGAUACUACGUUGGCCAUAAAGGCAAAUUCGGUCACGAGUUCCUCGAGUUUGAGUUUAGACCAGAUGGCAAGCUGAGAUACGCCAACAAUUCAAAUUACAAGAAUGAUGUCAUGAUCAGAAAAGAGGCUUACGUUCAUAGAGCCGCAAUCGAAGAACUGAAGCGAAUCGUCCAGGACAGUGAACUCAUGCAAGAAAACGAUGAGAUAUGGCCGGAACCAGACAGGGUUGGAAGACAAGAGCUUGAGAUUGUCAUGGGCAAUGAACAUAUCUCCUUUACAACCAGCAAGAUUGGAUCGCUGAUUGACGUCAACAGCAGCAAGGACGCUGAGGGUCUUCGUAUCUUCUACUACCUCGUACAGGAUCUUAAGUGUCUCGUCUUCUCACUGAUUGGUCUUCAUUUUAAGAUCAAACCAAUCUAGCGCGUCACAUCGCAUCAUGCAUUCACACGUCUCGGUUUAUUACUUUUUUUAAAGUUGAGUUUUUUUUGUAGUGUUUAGCCAUCAUCUGUUUAAACAAGUCGCCCUGGAAAACGUAUUGAGGAAUAACAUUCCAUUUUGCAGAAAUCUGUUAUUGUUCUCUUAGAGAGUAGUUUCAUAUGUUUCUUAACCAUUUGGUGCACAGAUUAAUUUUAAGAAAUGCAAACAAACAAAAUGUUCAACUGAAUACUGGUCUUACAAUAAAUUGCCAAAGGUAUCCAGUUUCUUUAAAUCUGAUUAAUUUUUGCCCUUGGUAAAAACUGUGACUAAACAGCCUGACCAGUCUUUUAAAGCCUGCAUGAACAAGUUAGUCAAACCUUGCACUCACAAAAAGGUUCAUACCUUUUUUUCCCCAAGGACUAAUCAUGUCUGGUUUAUUACUAGUCCAAUUAUACUAACGGAAGCCAAAGCUUGGGCCUUGGAUGGUAUUCAUUCUGCACAGGUUAUGAACUAUUUUUUUAUCAAUCAGUCAAUCGGUUUAUUUCCACAGUAUCAAAUGUAAAAGGGUUACAGUUUAUAAAAUGGUUACAUCUUACAUUUAUCUUCUAAAGACACUUGUGUUCUUUUUGUAUCUGUAGUUAAACUAAGAAUUGUUCAUCAGCAAGUCGUUGCUAAAUAAAGUUCAUGUUUUGAAAAAAAUUAA